AUGAUCAAGAAAUACUGGGUGAUGGCAGAAACUAGUAGCCCUCAAUUCGUGAUUGUACGUUCUGUGACCUGUUCGACUUCUAGCGUCAUUUGUCUGGUGAUUGCUUUCAUUUUCGCAGAAGCUCAUGCUCACACGGCCUCAAAACAUAAAACAUUCAUUGAAACAGCUUCUAGCUAUGCUUGGUCGACGACUUGGAUAGUAAUUGCACAAUCUGCUGGAGUGAUUGUAGGUACAAUUGCCCCUGCAUUCAGAUGGUUGACUGCAGUAAAUUUCGCUUACUCUGCGAAAGGCCUGAUGAGCUUUAAGACUGCAUUCAAAAUCGAAAGUUACUGGACACAGAGGUUGGUGGAGUGGAAGGAAAGCUCUUUGCCAUUGGAAAUUAGAGACAGGAAGUGGAGAAAAGUUCUUCAUGGUGCAAAAGGACUAGUUCUGAGUUUUGUUAUUAAAGUUCAGAUCUUGAUUGUUUUACACAGCAAAUUAGUCCAACUUAUCUCUGUAUUUUUCGUGAGUCGAAUCAUCUUGUGUUUCCAAUGCAUCAAAAGGUUGAAGAAUAAAUCCACAUCUAGCACAUCCUAUAUUCAUGGGUUUUCAGAAUCGGAAUCAGAAGUUAAUACAGAACAGGAUCUUACCCGUUAUGUUCUGCUACUAGAAGGUGAAGUCGAGCAGCCUCCAAAGACUCUUAAAAACAUCUGCAACAAGGUUGAUAAAGUGAUCGAGACAGGCAAAAAUCAGCAACCGAAGAACCUGAAAAGCCUUCUACUUAAAAUUGAAAACUUCAGCAGCUUGACAGGAAUUUAUGAUGAUCAAGUACCCAGUCUGCAUUCUCAGGAACCUCCUAAUUGCUGCUCUUUACAUCUGGUGACCUUGACAAGUAUUGCAAUAGCACUUCCAAAAGUUCCAGUAGACAGUACUAAGUGGUUACUUACGAGUGUUAAUGAAGGCAUGUUCUAUCAGAUGUCGUGUGGGUAG
Olea europaea var. sylvestris is the source of this 969-nucleotide messenger RNA. RefSeq lists its product as uncharacterized. The transcript has 2 exons. The coding region runs from base 1 to 969 and encodes 322 amino acids. Lineage: Eukaryota; Viridiplantae; Streptophyta; Magnoliopsida; Lamiales; Oleaceae. The record is from RefSeq and is a predicted model, not a curated record.